This is a messenger RNA of Penaeus indicus, 522 nucleotides long. RefSeq lists its product as uncharacterized. The record is from RefSeq and is a predicted model, not a curated record. Lineage: Eukaryota; Metazoa; Arthropoda; Malacostraca; Decapoda; Penaeidae. Bases 1 to 522 code for a protein of 173 amino acids. The transcript has 5 exons.
AUGUUCAAGCUGUUCGUCCUCCUCGCCGUGAUCGCCGUGGCCGCCGCCAUGCCAGGCUUCCUCGGAGGCGCCGGAUACGGAGGUGGAUUUGGUGGACACGCAGGAAGUGGAUACGGAGGGGGAAGCUUCGGCGGAUUCAGCGGUGGACACGGAGGCGGAUUCGGCGGAUAUGGGGGAGGUUUCGGUGGAUCUUGCUGCGGUUUCAGUGGAGGGUUUGGUGGACACCGUGGAGGGUAUAUAAGGGCCGUCAUUACAAGAACAACACAUUCAACAAGAGAACUUCUCGAGAUGUUCAAGCUGGUCGUCCUCCUCGCCGCCAUCGCCGUGGCCGCCGCCAUGCCAGGCUUCCUCGGAGGCGCUGGUUACGGAGGUGGAUUUGGUGGACACGGAGGAAGUGGAUACGGAGGGGGAAGCUUCGGUGGAUUCAGCGGUGGACACGGAGGCGGAUUCGGCGGAUAUGGGGGCGGUUUCGGUGGAUUUAGCGGCGGAUUCGGGGGACACAGGGGAGGUUACGGACGCUAG